Vitis vinifera (wine grape) is the source of this 1393-nucleotide messenger RNA. RefSeq names its product acetylserotonin O-methyltransferase. The coding region runs from base 123 to 1202 and encodes 359 amino acids. Gene Ontology annotation, biological process: methylation. The transcript has 2 exons. Lineage: Eukaryota; Viridiplantae; Streptophyta; Magnoliopsida; Vitales; Vitaceae. Gene Ontology annotation, molecular function: S-adenosylmethionine-dependent methyltransferase activity; O-methyltransferase activity; protein dimerization activity. The record is from RefSeq and is a predicted model, not a curated record.
AUGUUAGUGGAAAUCCCACCUGAAAAAAACUUUUUUCCUAAUGUAAUCCACAUUGAUUUGUUUCUUUUUCUUCAUGGUUGAAUUCUCUUAGUGAAGAGUGAAGAUUCAUUAGUUAAUUUUCUAUGACAGAGGCAACGAGGGACAUGAAAACCUUGGAGGAGGAAGAAGAAGCAGAAGUUGGAAUUGAGAUGUGGAAGUACAUAUAUGGAUUUGCUGAAAUGGCUGCAGUGAAGUGUGGCAUUGAGCUAGGCAUAGCUGAUGUCAUGGAAAGCCAUGGAGGCCCCAUCACUCUUUCUGCUUUGUCUUCUUCCCUGGGGUGCCCGCCUUCUGGUUUGAACCGGAUCAUGAGGUUCCUGGUGAGCCGGAGAAUAUUCAAGGAGGUGGAGACAAGCCAAGGCGAUACAGGCUAUCAACAAACACCCAUGUCACGGUGCCUGAUGACGAGCGGAGGAGAUGGCAUGGCUGCCUUUGUGUUGCUGGAGAGCAGCCCAGUGAUGCUGGCUCCAUGGCAUGGCCUGAGCGCCCGGGUUCUAGGGAAAGGGAACUCAACGUUCGAGGCUGCGCACGGGGAUGAUAUCUGGGGCUAUGCAGCUAAAAACCCUGAUCACAGCAAGCUUAUAAAUGAUGCAAUGGCUUCUAAUGCUAGGAGGGUAGUGCCAGCAAUGGUGAAUGACUGUCCAGAGGUGUUUGAUGGGGUGAGCACCCUGGUGGAUGUAGGUGGGGGCAAUGGCACCGCCCUGCGGACGUUGGUCAAGGCCUGCCCAUGGAUUAGAGGCAUCAACUUUGAUCUUCCUCAUGUCGUGGCCACUGCUCCUAAAUGUAACGAUGUUGAGCAUGUUGGAGGAAACAUGUUCGACAGCGUCCCCAAAGCUGAUGCUGUUUUCAUCAUGAAGGUCCUACAUGAUUGGGGAGAUGAAAAGUGCAUCAAGAUCCUAGAAAAAUGCAGAGAAGCCAUUCCGGAGGACAAAGGGAAGGUGGUAAUUGUAGAAGCCGUGAUUGAAGAUGGUGAUCCUCAAGGUGAUGAUCAGAAGCUCAAGGAUGUGAAGUUGAUGGUAGACAUGGUUAUGAUGGCACAUACUACUACAGGCAAAGAAAGGACCUUCAAGGAAUGGGACUACGUCCUUCUCAAUGCUGGUUUUAGUCGAUAUACCAUAAAACCUAUUCGCAAUAUUGUGCAGUCUAUCAUUGAAGCAUACCCUUAGUAUAUCGCAAGGUAAAUCCCUCUAAAUUAACCUGAGGAAACAAAUAUUCAUCUGUUUUAUUUCUUUGGAAAUAUGAUUCAGUCAUCUUUCCAUCUCAAUUUUAACAUCAUCUCGCUCACCAAUCAUGUAAAUCGGACCUAAUUUUGUAUUAUUAAUUCCCUAAUAUUAAUGCUUGAUUUUCAUCUUUCCCG